AACUUUGACCCCGCUACUUGAAGCAUAUAUAGAGCGUGCCCGCCUCACUCUGCCCUGCACUUGGGCCGCCCCAUCCACUCUGCCAGACCAGCCGACUCCCGGAAGGUCCCACCGCACCAUCUCCAACAUGCCGUUCACGUCCAACAACAACUUGCCGGUGCCACUAUCGGAAAUCAAACUAAGCAUCGAUGAGGCACAAAAGUCCCCCGAGAAGGAACUGCCGGCAGUUUCCAAUGCUGCCUCGACCACAGAUUUACUCCACCAUGAUGAUCUCGCCAUUGAGGAUCCAUGGGCCCUACCGGAACUGGAGGGGUCCGGCCCCUCAUGGAAAGAGUUGAAUACAAAGCAGAGAAUCAAGCGAGUCGUUAUGGGAAUAGUAAAAGGCUGUCUUCUCCUGGGCUUCCUCUACUUCUUCGUCUGCUCCUUGGAUGUACUGAGCUCUGCCUUCCAGCUGGUGGGAAGUAAACUGACAGGUGAUAUAUUCAGUGAUAACGAAAUCCUGGCCAAUCCUAUCGCUGGACUUGUUAUUGGGGUGUUGGUUACAGUCUUGGUGCAGAGCUCCAGCACAUCCUCUUCCAUCAUUGUCAGCAUGGUAUCAUCUGGAUUGCUGAACGUGAAAGCUUCCAUCCCCAUCAUAAUGGGCGUAAAUGUUGGCACAUCUGUCACCAGUACCUUGGUAUCCCUGGCGCAAUCUGGAAACCGAAAUGAGUUUCGCCGGGCAUUUGGCGGUUCUGCUGUACAUGGCAUUUUUAACUGGAUGACGGUCAUAGUGUUGCUGCCCGUUGAGCUUGGCACUGGAUAUCUCUACCACAUCUCUAAAGCCAUCAUCAACAGUUUCAACAUCAAUGCAGGGGGACAAGCCCCCGAUAUCUUAAAAGUCAUUACGGAGCCCUUCACUCAUCUGAUUAUACGGCUGGACAGUUCGGUCAUUUCCGGAAAUGCCAUUGGAGAUCCUGAGACAAAAAAUAAGAGCCUGAUCAAGCACUGGUGCGUGACGGAGUCCAACACGGUCACCCAAAAUGUCUCCGUGUCCAACAUGACCGAGUGCAACAUAUUUCAGUGCUUCGAAACAGAGAACGGAACGUUCCGGGAAAUGAACAUCACUAUAAAGGAAAACAUUGAUAAAUGCACGCACAUUUUCGUUAACACCAACCUCUCUGACAUGGCCGUCGGCUUCAUUCUACUGACGGCCUCCCUGUUGGUCCUGUGCGCAUGUCUCAUCCUCAUCGUCAAAUUGCUAAACUCUGUCCUGAAGGGGCAGAUUGCUCAGGCAAUUAAGAAGAUCAUCAAUGCAGAUUUUCCGUUCCCGUUUACAUGGCUAAGUGGAUAUCUGGCCAUUAUUGUUGGUGCGGUAAUGACCUUUGUGGUGCAAAGUAGCUCUGUGUUCACUGCUGCGAUCGUUCCAUUGAUCGGCGUGGGGGUCAUUAGCAUGGAGAGAGCCUACCCGUUGUUCCUGGGGUCCAACAUUGGUACCACCACCACCGCAGUGUUGGCGGCUCUAGCCAGUCCUGCCGAUGCCCUCAGCAAUUCCGUGCAGGUUGCCUUCAUCCACCUGUUCUUCAACCUCACGGGAUUGGUUCUCUGGUACGUCGUACCAUUCCUGCGCCUCCCCAUUCCUGUAGCCAAGAUAUUCGGAGACAUCACAGCCAAAUACCGCUGGUUUGCUGUCCUCUAUCUUCUCCUCAGUUUCCUCAUCAUACCGCUGGCAAUCUUCGGCCUUUCUAUGGCUGGCUGGAUUGUGUUGGCUGCUGUCGGAGGUCCCAUCCUCUUUGUGGUCAUUGUGGUCAUCAUUGUGAAUGUUCUGCAGAAGAAGGUCCCCAAGUGCUUGCCGCCAUUCCUGAGAGACUGGGGCUUCUUGCCGACCUGGAUGCACUCCCUGGCCCCUCUGGACAGAUUAUUUAGCUCUGUCUGCGGCUGCUGUUGCAAAAAGUGUAACAAGAGCGAGGAAGAGAAGCCAAAGGAGCAACUCCCUGCAGACCUGUCGUUGGGUGACAUGCACUGCUAUGACAAUCCUGAUUUUGUUCAGUCACAGAGUCUAUGAGGGCGACACCAGUCACCUACAUGGAGGACUAACCAAUGAACUGCUUUUCCCACCAACACCAACUCCCCACCCAAAACUAUUUAUGUAUUUUUGUACAGUUUUUUUUUAACAUGACAAUAACGUGCUGCAUAAAGCCAUAGCCUUAAAGAGAUAGAGGAUGAGCUGGUUUUGGCUAAAUAAUUUCACUUAUUAUGAUAGUGUCCAUGUGGGUGAAAGCUGGGCCCAUUAGCAUUAAGCCCAUUGCAACCUCCUCUGGGUAAGCAACAUCGCCCCCCUCAGUACUCAUACAGAUAUACAGCUCCAAAUCUCUGUUCUUCCAGCUGCUUGACAGGCGGGUCGGGCAGUGGUGUUGGGUUUGGUCAUUUCUAUACAGCGAGGGACUAGUGGGGCUUGAACAGUCAAAUAUUUGUUAUGGUGCUUGUGUCCUGCUGAAACAAGAUGGAGGAAUGGGCAAUAUCAUUUAUCAAAUCUCCCACCUGUCAUCCAUUGGCUGGGAGUGGGCAUCACUUGGCAUAAGGCUGUGGAAUGGGCAGAAAGUAUCAACAAGUAGGCAAAAUAUGCAUCUUAGUAAACCAAGGAUUUCCAACCAGUAGCAACAAAGGCUUCACUACCAGCUUGAAAGGGGUAUUCAGAUCCUGCCUUUGGGUACUGGAGUCCAAGUAGGAUGUCCAAACUUGUUAUUAUCCUACCUGUAUGGGCUUGUGGUCCUCCUUACGUCCUGCUGAUUGGCUGCUCUAUUCCCUGUGGUUGUGACGUAAAGGACACAUGGAAUAUUUUCCACCGAAGACCAGAGAACGAAGCUGGACAUCUCUGUAAUUAUAAAAAAGCUCCACUGGGCAACCAUACACUGUUCUCUCUGGUCCUCAGACAUCAACGUCCUCCUGUUUGAACACUGGGAAGAGAGCAGCCCAGAUGCCAGUAGUGGAAGUCGUAUGGGUUUAUCUGUAGCUCAGGUGGGUCGUCUCGGAAUGUGAUUCCAGGCAGGAUGGAGAGGAGCUCUAGCCAGUGGCUAUUUUACAGAGGAAAACUUACCGUUUUACAAAGAUGGUGCUAGGGUUUUUUUUUGCCCCUUUUAUACCCCCCAACAACUGAUAAUGAGAUUUCUGUUCAGGGCUAAGCGACUCACAGCGACUUGUAUGGGCGUAUGGGAGAAGCUCCGCCCCAUGGUAAUAUAAGAGCAUAUAUAAUAAAUCACAUAUAGGUAUUUCACCUGCAAACACAUGCUUCUGCCCCCAAACAUAAGAGGAAAUCAUAGCAGUGAGCUGCAGACGACAGGGUUUUAGCCGUGCCCUUUAUCCUUGGGGAAGAUCCUGUCACGUUUGGUUCUUUUGCUUACAGCGCCUGUGAAAUAAAUGGCACAAUAUGACUGCAUUAAAGGAAAUUUAAAGCUA
This is a messenger RNA of Xenopus tropicalis (tropical clawed frog), 3432 nucleotides long. RefSeq names its product solute carrier family 34 (type II sodium/phosphate cotransporter), member 3 (gene slc34a3). The transcript is spliced from 13 exons. Gene Ontology annotation, biological process: sodium-dependent phosphate transport; sodium ion transmembrane transport. The record is from RefSeq and is a predicted model, not a curated record. NCBI's taxonomy places the organism in Eukaryota, Metazoa, Chordata, Amphibia, Anura, Pipidae. Gene Ontology annotation, molecular function: sodium:phosphate symporter activity. Gene Ontology annotation, cellular component: apical plasma membrane; membrane. Bases 128 to 2041 code for a protein of 637 amino acids.